This is a messenger RNA of Caenorhabditis bovis, 714 nucleotides long. The record is from the annotation of a GenBank genome assembly. NCBI's taxonomy places the organism in Eukaryota, Metazoa, Nematoda, Chromadorea, Rhabditida, Rhabditidae.
AUGAUCAACUCAUCGGAAACGCCAGCUCUCACCUUUCAAACGGAAUCGCCGUUGUCGAAGCUCGUUGAGCAUUGCAACAAGUUCGGCGGCGAUUCGAAAUUAAAAAUCGGCGAGAAACUUGAGACGGCUGCCACGGCCACUGAUAAGCUUCUAUUGCCACCUGACAUGAGCCAAUAUGCCGCUUAUCAUCAAUUUCUGCCGACAACCAAUUGGUGGGUUGAGCCGUCGAAUUGGCAGCUAACGUAUCCGACAACUACUGAUGCAUACCAAUCAUAUUUGACAUCGCCUUUGGGACUUCUCGGAACCGCAGCGACUCAUCCGAUCACCACGAUGCCAUCGAAUACUACAAUCGCAAAAGCUGCGACAAGUGUCGCAAAGUCAAAAACGAACGCGUUGAACACUUCAACCUCAUCAUCAUCAACAUCGUCAUCAUCUGCGCCAAUGCCGGCGAGCAAUGGCGGCGGAAAAUACGCGGCGCGUUCAAAUUGCGAAUGCCCCAACUGUUUGGAAGCGGAAAGAGUCGGUGCCACAAAUAUGCCGGCGAGGAAACGCGGUGUUCACAACUGUCACAUCGCCGGAUGCGGCAAAGUCUACAACAAGAGCAGCCAUUUGAAGGCGCAUCUCCGAUGGCAUUCCGUAAUCCUUUCCCCCUUCCCAUUCGGAUUACACGAGAGCUCGACAAAAAUGUGGAGCAUCACCACCACAUGCUGCUAA